Messenger RNA from Helianthus annuus (common sunflower), 2219 nucleotides. RefSeq names its product cyclin-dependent kinase F-4. Gene Ontology annotation, molecular function: ATP binding; protein serine/threonine kinase activity. The transcript is spliced from 16 exons. Gene Ontology annotation, biological process: protein phosphorylation; intracellular signal transduction. Lineage: Eukaryota; Viridiplantae; Streptophyta; Magnoliopsida; Asterales; Asteraceae. Bases 803 to 2071 code for a protein of 422 amino acids. The record is from RefSeq and is a predicted model, not a curated record. Gene Ontology annotation, cellular component: cytoplasm; nucleus.
AAAUAAAUGAAUAUAUUCCAGCCAUUCGUUUCCCACACAACAGAUCGAAAGCGGUGCGUUAGGGUUUCUCGUCUCUGAACUUUCUCUUGUUGUUACCUCUAGCAUCUGCCGUUUGCCCUACCUUGGAAAACGUAAAAUCACUUCUGAAGUAUGGAGCAAGUGUGCCCUUUGUCAUGUUGUUUCCAGAGACAUGUUUUUUCGUUCCAGGAAGUAUUCUAUUGGCGUUGUCUUAUCUUUGGCGGUUUCCAUUGUGUUUCCUUCAACUGCUCUUAGCAAACCUACAGUAUAUGAGCAGUUAAGCAGGCAUAAUGCCAUUUUUUCCUGAGACAGGUGCUUGAUUGUUCAUGUACGUCAACGAGUAAGUGUUAGGCAUCGUUCCUUUUGAUGUACGUCAACGAGUAAUAGUCAUCAUUCCUUUUGAUGGGGUCACAGUUAGUUCAACGAUAGAAUAGAUAUUAUUUCGAGACAUAAUUUAAUUAGGAGAAAUGAGAUAGCCGUUACAAGUACAAAAGGCAGGAUUUUGGAGGUCUUCUUUGUGGCCUGCUUAUAUGAGUUUAUUCCUUGAUUCGUAUCAAGUUGUUCAAUGUCAAUGAUCUAGUGCAUUUUAUGAAUAAGGCUGUGUGGACUGUCUGUCUGAAGUCUAUAUCUCUUCUGCUCAUGCUUUAAGAAUAAAAGGUGGAUUUAGCUACAACAGCCAGUCUGGUGGUUUACAUUCUAUAGUUCUCUGGAAAAAGCGUGUUAUUUCUUCUAUGUUCGUGCCCUCUUGAUAAAUAAAGUUCCACGCGCAACUGUGAACUCGGAAAUGGAUAAGUACACGAUAAUAAAGGAAGUUGGCAAUGGAACCUUUGGGGUUGUCUGGCGGGCCUUGAAUAAGCAUAAUGGUGAAUUGGUUGCCAUUAAGAAAAUGAAGAGAAAAUAUUAUUCAUGGGAAGAAUGUAUGAAUUUGAGAGAAGUGAAGUCACUGCGUAAGAUGAAUCAUCCAAAUAUUGUGAAGCUCAAGGAAGUUGUUAGAGAAAAUAAUGUUUUGUACUUUGUGUUUGAAUAUAUGGAAUGCAGUCUUUACCAGCUUAUGGAAGACAGAGUGAAACCUUUCUCGGAAACGGAAAUUAGAAAUUGGUGCUUUUACGUGUUUCAAGGUCUUGUAUACAUGCAUCAGCAUGGCUACUUUCAUCGUGAUUUUAAGCCAGAGAACUUGCUUGUUUCCAAGGGGGUGAUAAAAAUAGCUGAUUUUGGUCUUGCUCGUGAGAUUGCAUCCCAACCACCUUACACUGACUAUGUUUCAACACGCUGGUAUCGGGCUCCAGAGUUACUUCUUCAGUCGCCAAAAUAUGGCUCUGCAGUUGAUUUAUGGGCAAUGGGCGCCAUCAUGGCUGAACUAUUUACUCUCCGUCCACUUUUCCCAGGUUCAAGUGAAGCGGAUGAAAUUUACAAAAUCUGCAGUGUGAUAGGAAGCCCAACAGAGAGCACAUGGUGUGAGGGACUUGAACUGUCAAGUAAAAUCAAUUAUCAGUUUCCAGAGCUUGCUGGUGUAAAUCUUUCUUCACUGAUACCAUCUGCAAGUAAUGAGGCAGCCAAUUUAAUUGCCGCGCUCUGUUCUUGGGAUCCAUGCAAGAGACCGACAGCUGUGGAGGCGCUUCAGCAUCCUUUCUUCCAGAAUUGUUACUAUAUUCCUCCAUCUCUUCGCCCCAAGCAUGCUACUGAUAGGAUUUCUCCAUCUGUUGGAUUAAAUGGGAGUGGAGCUAUGGUGCAGAACAAUGUAACUAGAUAUACUAGCCUUUUGUCUAAUGUGAAUCCGGCAUGCAAUGAAACAUCGUCUGCAAGAGUACAUGCUUCUUUAAAAUCAGGGGUGCAUCAUAAGUCGGGAAUGAAUAAUCAGGCGUGUGAAAAGACGAUUCCCAGACAAGCAAUAUACCAACCUACUAGAAACUACAAUACAUUGGGAAAGGGUGCAAUCGUUUCUGAAACUGCUGAGAAGUUGGCACACAUGGGCAUUGGUGCUACUGUUCCGAGGCAGCAGCAAAUGUACAUUCCCCCACCUUGUAGACCUUAUUGCAGCAAGGUGGCGGGAUGAAGUGAUGAACAGAAUUGGUUUCUUGACUUUCUUCUUUUAUAUAAAACGUUGGGUUGGUAGAAUUAUGUAUUAUGUCGGCUAGUUUGACAUACUAUUGUAUUGGUCAUCAUUCCGCCUAUAAAAUGAAAAGUACUAUGGUUUUAGUCUU